UCACAAGUUGACAUAAACAUCGCAAUUAUGUCAUGUAUUUAGAGAGAGAAAGUGUUAUAUAUAGCUAGAGAGAGAAAGAGUACUUUUUGCAAAAUGGUAAGAAUGUUGGAAGCAUGGAAGCAAAUCAAAGGCCAAGAAUGGCGGCAACCAUUUCUUUAAUUUUCUCUAUUUAUUAAUUCACUUCCCUUCUUUCUUCAACCAUUUCACUAAACCCCCAAAUCUCAAACACUUUCAAAAAACUUAAAGAUUGAAUUUUUAUUCUUUCUUUAAAAGCAAGUUUCAAUCUUUCCUCUUAUAGAAUAGAAACUCAAAAAACUUAAAGAUUGAAUUUUUAUUAUUUUUGGGAAAAAAAAUUGAAGCAUGAAAAAGAAUUCUGAAAAUGGUGAACAAGUUGUAGUAGUUGAGUUGGGUCUGAAACUGAAUCAGCAAGAUCAGGACCGUUCAUUUCUGAACAAUCAAAGAAGAAGAGAUGAUCAUGAUAAUAAUGGUGGUGAUGGAGAUGGUGGGCCCAGAUGUAAUGGGUACAAUAACAUGAUGAUCAGUGAUAAUCCACUUGUAUACUGUAGUCCUGUUGUAGCUGAUAAUUCCCCUUCUUCUGUUCAUUCUUCUUCUACUUCUACUUCUACAACUACUGGUGUUGUAAGAGGGUUGCAGCAGCCUUUUGAUGUUUCUUCAUAUUAUACUUCUGCAAAUCCUUUCCACAAAUCCUCAGUUGGAAUGGCUACAGCAACAAUGGGGUUUCCAUUUACAGCAACACAAUGGAAAGAAUUGGAAAGACAAGCAAUGAUUUACAAGUACAUGAUGGCAUCUCUUCCUGUUCCUCCUGAUCUUCUCUACUCUUCUUUCCCCACCAAUUUCUCUUAUCCUUCCACUUUUGCCCCUGCCUCCUAUUAUAUGGGAAAGUAUGGGAGUGGAAUAAGCAUGAGAUGGAGUGGAAAUAGUAAAGAUGCAGAGCCAGGAAGGUGUAGAAGAACAGAUGGAAAGAAAUGGAGGUGCUCAAGGGAUGUAGCGCCUAACCAAAAAUACUGUGAGCGUCACAUGCAUAGAGGACGCCCCCGUUCAAGAAAGCAUGUGGAACAACAACAACAACAACUUCAACAACAACAACAACAGCAACGUCAUCAACACACUCUCUCUAAUCUCUCAGACGACAACAAAGAAAAAGACAAUUUUACCCCUGCUAAGAAAACUCGUUUGAGUGAUAAUUCCUCUUUAAACCCACCUCAAUGUGUUGGAUCUUGUUCUAAAGCUUCCAUCUUUGAUCAUUCUUUGGUUUCUCCUGCUAACCCUUUUGAGGAUUCUAGGAAUUUGGGUUGGAAUGAUGAGCAACAAUGGAAUCAAUUAGUGCAGACAAACAUGAAUUCCAGUGUUUUUCAGCAACAAUUUGAGGGAGAGCCCUUGAAUUUGAACUCUCAAUCUGGUUACAAUCCUACUAAACCUGAUGAAUUGGGCUUAUUAGAGAGGCCUUUGUUUGAUGCUUGGUCAAUGGGUAUGGCAGGAAAUAAUAAGAACAAUGGAAGUAGUAAACUUUCUUUGUCCUCAUCAAAUGGUGGUAAUUCCAAUGUCAUUGAUGAUGAAAUGUGCCAAAUUCAUAUGGGUCUUGGCCUUAUUGAUUCAUGGGUUUCUUCUUCCACCACACCUGGUGGCCCAUUGGCCGAAGUCCUGCGGCCGGGUAAUAUGGCAUUGUCUGAUGUCAGUGAGGUGGAGUUUGUCACUCCACCGGCGACUGCUGUCUCAUCGCCUUCCGGGGUUCUGCAGAAAACUCUUGCUACGUUUUCUGAUAGCAGUGAGAGCAAUAGCCCUACUACUACUACCUGUCAUAACUCCAAGGCAAAUUCUGAUAUGCCAUUCCACUGGUUGAAUUAGUAUGUUUGUUUUUCUGUCCUUUUGAGUUGUUUAAAGGUUCGCUUAGACGGGAAUCCAGGAUUAGUUGGAUGUUUCUUGUGGCUAAUCAGCUGGAAAUUUUGUAUGCUCUUUUAAUUUCAUUUGUUCUUACAUGUAUGUUAAUGUGUAUGAAUUCCACUGUGUAGUACUUGGUGUUCUUUUGCAGGAAGUGCAGAAAUAUUAGAUAUUUUGAGUUC
Molecule: messenger RNA, 2081 nt
Organism: Chenopodium quinoa (quinoa)
Lineage: Eukaryota; Viridiplantae; Streptophyta; Magnoliopsida; Caryophyllales; Amaranthaceae
Product: growth-regulating factor 7-like
Exons: 4
Coding region: 361-1866 (501 amino acids)
Biological process (GO): developmental process; DNA-templated transcription; regulation of DNA-templated transcription
Cellular component (GO): nucleus
Molecular function (GO): ATP binding
Source: RefSeq, a predicted model, not a curated record